UGGCUGCUUGUGGUGUGGGUAAGGGUCUUUAGCUAACUAGCAGUUUUGACUUUCCACGUCCCAUGAUAGCCAGUUCAGAGAAAUGUUGAGUAGUGGAAUAACUGGAUUCACUGACUGCCUUAGAUGCACGGUGCGUAGUUAUUUCAGAUCCCUCCGCCCGGCUGACCUCUACAACCACAUGUCUUAACACAACAGCCCCUCCUUCAGUCUAAAAGGGACGAGCCAAAUCCAUAUCACGUGAUCCCAUUGCCCGCGAAAUCUAAGUAAAUAGUUCCCUUAGCUUCCGAACUAAUAGCCAAUCACAGCAACGAUUGUGUGCGUGACGUGCGUGUUGUUCGAGUAACCCAUCUGGUUUCGCGCCGCUGCUUUAUACUAUUGCACUCAGGGAUGGCAGACAUGGCGCAAACGCGAGUGACCGAUUUUUUCGCUCAAAGUAAGCGGGGCUCCGCAGCACAGAACUCCAAGAGGCGUAAGGUAGAAGUGUUGGAAACACGCCGCACUCGUAGUAGGACAGCUACUGUGAAAACCGAGGUGUUACUGAAAUCACCCCGCACACCGGAACGCAAUUCUGCUUCAGUGACCCAGGCGUGUAUUGGGCCUAGCAGUAAGAAACGAGUGCGCCAAGACUCUGACUCGGAACCGCUGCGGACUGAACAAAGGCAGGGCAAAUCGGCGAGGAAGAAGCUCAAGUUGCCAGAGGGGGAAAAUGGAGGCGUGGGACAGCAGAUUUCUAGUCCAUGCAACAAAUUGGCUUUGGAACCUGUUAUACCUAGUUCGCUUGGGAAGAAGAUUAAGGACAUGGUGAACGUAUCUUUAUCUCCAAAGAUGAAGGAACUUGCAAGAAACCCAACUACACCCGAGACAAAGUCACCAGCAAAGGAGAAUCUCCUGGAACUUAAGUCCCGUUUGCAGAGGAUUCAGGAGCUGGCACAAAAAGUUAAUCUUCCUGCUGCAUCUUCAGAGGGCAAAGUCACUAUCACAGAUUUGAAAGCAAGGCUCAAGCGUGCUCAAGAAUUAGAUACAAAGAUCAGAGUAAAGACAGACAAGACAAAGAUCGAAACACAGGUCGAUGAGCUUACAGAGCAACCUGUCCAGGAAAGUGACAAGGCCCCAGCCUAUCAACGUUUUCAUAAUCUUGCUCAAGAUACAGCUCCAGGUCUGACUUUGCCAUAUAAAUAUAAAGUGCUUGCAGAGAUGUUCCGGAGUAUGGACACAAUUGUGGGAAUGCUCUUUAACCGUUUAGAGACUAUUACAUUCUCCAAAGUGAAACAAGGAGUUCAAGACAUGAUGAGGAAGCAAUUUGAACAACGUAAUGUUGGUCAGAUAAAGACUGUGUAUCCAGCUGCCUACAAAUAUAGACAGGAAAAGAACAUUCCAACCUUCAAGGAUGGAGUAAAGAAAACAGACUAUCAGCUUACUAUAGAGCCAUUAGUCGAUGAAGGUGAUAAGCUAAAUGGGCGUCUGCAUCUUUCAGCAUCACGUUUGUUGGAGCGCAGGCAGCUGUUUCACCGAAGUCUUAUUAGUAUAGUCAAACAGCAUCACAAGGUUUUCCUGGCAUCCCUAAAUCCUCCCAUGCUUGUGCCAGAUGAUAAAUUAACCCGAUGGCAUCCACGUUUUAAUGUUGAUGAGGUGCCUGAUAUAAUGCCUGCUGAACUUCCAUUGCCACCACAGGUGGACAAACUAACAACUGCUCAAGAGGUGUUGUCCAAAGCUAGAGGCUUGAUUACACCAAAGAUGGAAAAAGCCCUUGCAAACCUGGCUCUGAAAACAGCAGAGAAUACUGGGGUAACAAAAAAUGUAUCCGAUGAGACAAAACCUGCAGCAACAACUUCCACGUCAAAUGCACUUAAAGGAGUAUCACAGUCUCUGCUAGAACGGAUACGUGCUAAAGAGGCUCAAAAGCUGCAAGCCAUAAUGACCCGCAGACCUCAACAAGAGGAGCGUCUUCUCAUGAUGUCCAGGCUACCAGAACUGGCUAGAAUCCUGCGCAAUGUGUUUGUGGCUGAAAAGAAGCCAGCUUUGACUGUGGAGGUCACUUGCAACCGGGUUAUAGCCAGCUACCGUUCUUCCAUGUCUCCAGGUGAGAUGGAGAAACACCUUGCUUUGCUAUCUGAGAUCCUACCUGACUGGCUCAGCAUUCAUCCAAUCAGAAAGGAUACUUACUAUAAACUGAACAAAUCUAUGGACCUUAAUCUUAUUAUUGAACGACUGGCUAAGAAAACUAAGGAAGAAGAGUCUCUCUAGUUUUUUUUUUUUAAUUAUUUUUUUUUUUCCACUGGAUGGAUGUCUUGUUUUAAAAUUUCAAAACGUGCAAUUUACAGUUGGCAAUCGGUGUAUUCGGAUCAAGUGAUUAGGUGCUUUAAUUUUAAGGAUGCACUGAAUCCAGUAUUCGGUUCGAUAUUUGGCCUUUUUCAGCAGGAUUCGGAUUUGGCCAAAUCCUUCUGCCUGGCCGAACCAAAUCCUGAUUUGCAUAGGCAAAUUAGGGACAAGAGUGAAAUUGUGAGACUUUUUGUAACAAAACAAGGAAGUAAAGGUUUUUUCCUUCCCACCCCUAAUUAGCAUAUGCAAAUUAGGGUUCGGUAUCCUUCUCAAAAUAGUGGAUUCGGUGCCUCCCUAUUUAAUUUACAGACAAUACUGGUAUAUUUGGAUUGUGCCUAAAUAUUUUAGAAACGUUAAAACACUUUGCAUAAUGAUGGACGCAACUUGCUGUGGUAGUGUAUGGUGCUGAAUUGUAAGACCCCUCUCCAGCUAAAAGAUCAAUAUUGAUAGGUGAUUCAUUAAUCUGCAUGCCUCCCCCUAUUACAUCAUGCAAAUUAUUGGAGUGCUGCUGAAUUUUUUUUUUUUUUUUUCUAUUAAACUUUAAACACAAGUGAGAUUCAAUGCAUGGAAUAUUUGUUUCUUUGAAGUAUUUGUACCAAAAUGGCAGUAUUUCAGCUGUUGGUGACAGUGUAACAUAACAUUUUAUGCUGCGGAACAUCUUAUCUUCAUUUAAUUAAAAUUACCACUGUGACUGCCUCUAAAUGGCAGAGGCUGCUGCAACAUGAGUGCUGACCACCAGUCUCCAUAGACAUGCAGAUUUACCUUCAUGUUGAACGAACAAUUGUUCAGUGCCAUCUCCCGACCUGCCACUAACCAUUCAGAUCAAAUAAAGUAGUAAAAGAACAGAUCAGACUAUGUUCUGCCCCUGACAGUAAUUGUACGAAAGUUAUGUCCGACAAAAGCAACAUGCAGAGAUAUUAUCGGUAGCCAAUUUUCUAACCUGUCAGAUCUUCUGAACGACCGAUCGCCAUGGCACGAAAUAUGUCGGGACUCUCCACACACAGCCCAAAAAUCAUAUGAAGCCAAGAUUCGUGCGAUCAAGUCUUUGUGUCUAUGGCCAGCUUUAAUUGGAAAUGCCGAUAUAUAGAAACAAGAUGCAAACCCUAAACCUAACUGAACAAGACUGGUUUUGUUAUCAAAAUUGCUUCUCUAGCAAGUAACAAAAUAUCACUUGACGUGUACACAUGCUAUGUAUAGUUUGGUCAGCAUUAAUGCAAACAAUGUUUACCUUUUUGACUAUUAUAAUGGGGCUUUGUUUUACAGAAUGUCUAGAAUGUUUAUACAGUUGCACCCCCUCCAUACCUGUUUUCCAAAGCAAUUUAUUGUCUUUACCUUUGGAGUAAACUCAUUUUUUACAAUCAA
Xenopus laevis (African clawed frog) is the source of this 3681-nucleotide messenger RNA. It is a transcript of the gene cdt1.S, whose product is annotated as chromatin licensing and DNA replication factor 1 S homeolog. The record is from RefSeq and is a predicted model, not a curated record. Gene Ontology annotation, cellular component: nucleus. NCBI's taxonomy places the organism in Eukaryota, Metazoa, Chordata, Amphibia, Anura, Pipidae. Bases 388 to 2244 code for a protein of 618 amino acids. Gene Ontology annotation, biological process: DNA replication checkpoint signaling; regulation of DNA-templated DNA replication initiation; DNA replication preinitiation complex assembly. Gene Ontology annotation, molecular function: DNA binding; DNA polymerase binding. The transcript has 10 exons.